AUGGUGAGAUAUCGGGAGCGAAAAACUAAUCGAGGUAAAACACCUGUUGAAGUGAUGAGAACAGCAGUUGAUGAAGUUCUGAAAAAGAACAGAGCUAUCAAUGCUGUUGCACGUGAAACUGGAAUUGACCGAAUGACAUUGAAGCGAUAUGUUCGGAAGAGUAGUCUCAGUCCAAGUGUAGGUUUGAUACCGAAUUGGAAUACAAGGCAGGUAUUCAAUUUAGAACAAGAAGAGAUGCUUGCAAAGUAUUUGCUGCAAGCAUCUAAGAUGAACUAUGGACUAUCCACCAAAACAACUCGCCAGUUCGCAUAUGAUAUGGCCGUUGCGAAUAAUAUAACAUGCCCAUCUUCAUGGUCAAUGAAAAAAACUGCUGGUAUUGAUUGGCUCCAGGGUUUUAUGAAAAGAAGACCCGAGUUGUCACCACGUGCAGCUGAAGCGACUAGUCUGGCAAGAGCAACAGCAUUCAAUAAAUAUAAUGUCAGUGAAUUCUUCAAAAAUCUUCACAAGGUUCGUGCAAGGCAUAACUUUGGUCCGGAGAACAUAUACAAUGUAGAUGAAACUGGACUCACAACUGUGCAAAAGCCUGUUAAAGUUAUAGCCGGUCGAGGAUUGAAACAAGUCGGAAGGAUGACAUCUCAGGAAAGAGGGAAAUUAAUUACAGUAUGCUGUGCUAUAAAUGCAAUUGGUAAUUCCAUACCACCUUUGUUUAUUUUUCCUCGUGUCAACUUCAAAGAGUUCAUGAUAAGAGAUGGUCCUCGAGGUUGUGUCGGGAUUUGCAAAUCCAUCUGCCACAAAUUGCAGCCUUUAGAUAGAGCCGUGUUUGGUCCUCUGAAGAAAUACUACAAUACGGCUUGUGACAACUGGAUGGUCAGUAACCCAAGACCACUGACAAUAUAUGAUAUUGUACCAAUUGUUCGGGAAGCAUAUACUAAAGCUUUUGCAAAAUCGAAUAUAGAAUCUGGAUUCCGAAUCGCUGGCAUAGAACCUUACAAUCCGGACAUUUUUACAGAUGAUUUUUUAGCAGCAUCGGUUACAGAUCGCCAUACACCUGCUACAGAAAUGGACACAGACAACAGUGCUUAUGGAGUAACAGCUACAUCCAAUAAUGUGGAGCCAUCACAAAUGGUUCUAGCUGAUGAUGGAGAACCAGAACAAAUGACUUCAAAUCCACAAACUGAUGAUGUUAACAUGGUUCAAUCUAAUAUUCACUUUCCAAUAUCACCAGAAGUGUUGAAACCAUUUCCAAAGGCUUCAGCCAGAAAAAAGCUAUUUCGGAACAGGCAACAAAAAACAAGAAUUUUAACUGACACUCCAGUUAAACAUGAAAUUUUUCUUGCAAAAGAAAAAAGUGUGAAUAAAAAAAAACGAACAUCCGAUACAGUAAAAAAAACAAAAGCCAUGUCAAGCGUUGAUUAUCUUGGAACACUAGAAAGUGAUGACAGUGAUGGUGAUGCAAGCAAUCCUCAGUUGACAGCAGAAGGCCCAAGUCUGGACUACGACUGUUCUGCAUUAAAAAGUAAUGACUAUGUUGUAGUAAAAUUUAAAACUAAAAAGAAAUGCGUAUUGGCAGCCAUUAUCAUUGUUAAUUUGAAAGGAGUAUUUUUGCAGGCCUUAGAUCUCAUUUAUUUGAUAAAAAUAUCCAAUUUCUGCAGUCCCAAAAUGCGCACACUUGGAGCUGUACAUGGAACAGAAUGUUUUCAGGAUAUUUCCGAAUUUAAAAACGCUAAGGAAAUAGAGAGGAUCAAAAUUAUUGGGCUUGAUUCUUCGCUGUAUUUUGCAAAUGCUUCCUACUUCUGUGACAAACUUAAACUUCCAAAUUUGCAUCUUCUCAAGAAGCAAUCAACAGACCAGAUUUCCCCUAGAAACGAAUGCGAUGGUUCUGAAGGGACCGACUGUAUUACGGAUGUCAUCAUAGAUUUUGGACUGGUCUCUUUCAUAGAUGCUGAUGGUAUAGCAGCUCUGAACGAAAAACCAUUUUUGCAAAAACGUUUGUUGAGGCUUGGUGGUACGGUAGUCCUCAAAAAGACAUAUUUUCAACAAGCAGAUUCCGUAUAUGACGCCCUGAACAAGUCGAUGUCGAUAAAAAAACUAGAUCAUAUUGAGAUCUUCUUGACAGUUCAGGACGCAGUGUCCGCCAUCAUAAAGGAACGCGAAACCAAGAACCUCAAACCAACCUCAGUCUAA
Molecule: messenger RNA, 2184 nt
Organism: Helobdella robusta
Lineage: Eukaryota; Metazoa; Annelida; Clitellata; Rhynchobdellida; Glossiphoniidae
Exons: 9
Coding region: 1-2184 (727 amino acids)
Cellular component (GO): nucleus
Molecular function (GO): DNA binding
Source: RefSeq, a predicted model, not a curated record